GCCAGAGGGUGCAUUUUGUAUGGUGGGUGUGCAUAUGUGAGGAUGCAUGUUGGCGGUAUGGUAGGUAGGGAGGUUGCCAAGUUACACGAGGCGAAUCAACCGACUGCAUGCUCGGGACGAAUAGUGAGAGCCAACAUCGUUUCGGUACCCGGGUGUAAAAAUACGGGCAUGAUGCGCGGGGUUGAGUCUCCGUAUUUUCCCCGGAUAGUGACGGAAACGUACCGAUAAUUGGGCCACGGAACUAAAGGUACGUGCGUCGUCGGUUCAUCGAUAGUGACGUUGGUAUUGGAAUGAGCGGAGGAUUGGAUCAAUUGGUGUGGAAGCACAGACUUUCCC
Molecule: messenger RNA, 336 nt
Organism: Ilyonectria robusta
Lineage: Eukaryota; Fungi; Ascomycota; Sordariomycetes; Hypocreales; Nectriaceae
Exons: 1
Coding region: 43-228 (61 amino acids)
Source: RefSeq, a predicted model, not a curated record